Messenger RNA from Syngnathoides biaculeatus (alligator pipefish), 2997 nucleotides. Its product is annotated as potassium channel subfamily K member 2-like. Gene Ontology annotation, biological process: potassium ion transmembrane transport; stabilization of membrane potential. The transcript has 8 exons. Gene Ontology annotation, molecular function: potassium ion leak channel activity; outward rectifier potassium channel activity. The coding region runs from base 132 to 1265 and encodes 377 amino acids. Gene Ontology annotation, cellular component: membrane. The record is from RefSeq and is a predicted model, not a curated record. NCBI's taxonomy places the organism in Eukaryota, Metazoa, Chordata, Actinopteri, Syngnathiformes, Syngnathidae.
CCAAAUCAGUGGCAGCUCCAGACUUGCUGGACCCCAAAACGGCCACCCACAACAACAAGCCCCGCCUCUCCUUCUCCACCAAGUCCAUCACGCUGACCCCGCGAGAGGAAAGCGAGGUGGUCGCCACGGUGAUGAAAAGGAAGACGGUGACCGCCAUCUUUCUUUUGGUGGUGCUCUACCUGGUGAUGGGAGCGGCGGUCUUCAGGUCACUGGAACAGCCUCACGAAAGUGCUCAACGUUUGGCCAUCUUCAAUCAGAAGUUGGAUUUUCUGGCUAAACACUCCUGCGUCAACUACAGUCAGCUGGAGGAUCUCGUUAAGCAAGUCGUGUCGGCCAUCCGCUCGGGGGUGAACCCCUCGGGAACGCUCAGCAACCCCAGCAGCCUGUGGGACCUCAGCUCCGCCUUCUUUUUCGCCGGGACCGUCAUCACGACCAUCGGUUUCGGCAACAUCUCCCCCCACACGGAAGGCGGCAGGAUCUUCUGCAUCGUCUACGCUCUGCUGGGCAUCCCCCUCUUCGGAUUCCUGCUGGCCGGCGUGGGCGACCAGCUGGGCACCAUCUUCGGGAAAAUCAUCGCCAGGGUGGAGAAGAUGUUUGUGCACUGGAACAUCAGCCAGACCAAGAUCCGGGUCAUCUCGACGCUGCUGUUUGUGCUCUUCGGCUGCUUGCUGUUUGUGGCGCUCCCGACGGCCAUCUUCCAGAACAUCGAAGGCUGGUCGGCGCUGGAGUCGCUCUACUUCGUGGUCAUCACCUUGACCACCAUCGGCUUCGGGGACUUCGUCGCGGGAGGCUCAGAAAUCGAGUACUUGGACUACUACAAACCAGUUGUGUGGUUCUGGAUUCUGGUGGGACUGGCCUACUUUGCCGCCAUCCUCAGCAUGAUCGGAGACUGGUUAAGAGUCAUUUCUAGGAGGACCAAAGAAGAGGUCGGCGAGAUCCGGGCCCACGCGGCCGAAUGGACCGCCAACGUGUCCGCUGAGCUGAAGGAAACGCGGCGACGAGUGAGCGUCGAAAUCUACGACAAGUUCCAGCGGGCCGCUUCCAUUAAACGCAAACUGUCGUCCGAGCUGGGUUUCAGCCCUGCCCCCGAAUUCGCGCUGCCCCGAAGGACGGUGUCAGCCAAUCACGGCGAGGAGCGAGAGAAGAGCGACAAGGAGGCGGGGCUACCGGGGCUGACCUCACAGCUGACCCGAAACUGCGGCUUGUUUAUGAACGGUCUGGACCUGGAAAGAGGCGAAAUGGCCGUCGCCGAACACAUUAAGUGAAAAGACACUUUGUACCGCCUCCCGUUCGGUAAAUAUUGCGGCUCUCCUCAUGACGGCGGAAAUCGUCGUCCUCCGUACGCAAUUGCACGUUUUUGGGAGCUGAGGUGUCACUCGGCAAUGGGAGUAUCCACGAAACAUGCGAGCACGAGCAAAUCUGCGUCGAACUGCAGUAUUUGAACAGGUGCUUGGGCGUCAAACUAGGCUCCUGAUUAGUGUUUUCCUAACACCAGUCAAACAACCACCGUGUGUAGCCCACCUUCAAAUAGGAGAAGAUUUAAAAAGCGGGCUCUGUUUAGGGAAAAAAAGAACUUGGAAUCUUACAAUAACCAAUUCAUAUUUUUUUUUUUGUGAAAAGGUUAGAAAAUACAGAUGCGUUUUCUUGAAAAAGUCAUGACACAUUGAAUCCUCGCAUAAUUCUGGUUUAGGGAUUUCCAAAUUUUGGAGAGGAACCUCCUCAUUCGUGGAAAGCCCUGCUUAUUUGCCGUUUAAAAAAAAAAAAAAAAAAAACAGUAUUUUUCAUUUUAUGGCUCAGUCCCCUUCAGAUUUUCCACUCUGCUGGUCUCGUGACCAGUUUUUGGAACAUUUUCUAUUUUCCAGAAGCGGACAUUCCACCAUCGUUCCAGAAGCCGGAGCUAAGCCGCACUUCUGUGCUCACAAGUGCGCGGCAAAUGAUUGAAACCUCACCCGUGACUUUAUUUUUAUAGUAUUAUAACUUUUAUUCCGGAAAAUUUGCCUUUUGACUAAGAGAAAAAAAUAGGAUUUGAUUUCUGUAGUAACACUGAUUCAUGCAGGGAUAUCAUUACGCGAUGAUAGGUCACAAUUAUAUCAGUUUAUAUAUAUAUAUUUUUUUUAACGGCGCAAUGGUCCCAGUGUGUGCAGCAGGUAUGCACUUUUCUAAAUAAUGAGAUCAUUUAUUACAUAUUUUUUUGUGGACGCCAAAGCCACAGCUUGGGGACCCUGGUGGGUCCGGCGAUUCCAGUUUGAGAACCACUGUAUAGUUAACCGCUGCUGCUAAUUUCUAAACAGAAAGAUGACAUCAAAUAUCUGGAAUAAUGUUGAGAUUGUUUAGGGUUUUUCUUUUUUUUUGGGUCAUGACAAUAAGGUCAAAAGUAUUUUUGUUUCUGCUUCUUCUGUUGGGUUUAUUGUCACUAACAUCUGCAGGCCACCAUAAUGAUGUCGCUUGAUCACUUAGACGGGAAGCCUUUUGGGUUUUGUUUCCGCGGCCCAAACCGUGACGGGCACUCCUCAGAACUCGCAGCAGAGGAGGGUGGAAAAAAAUCCAGCACGGGCGCUUUCAUUUGGGCGUCACGGUGCCUUCAAGUCGUUUGUUUUGUGGACAUGUCAAGCAUGCGAGUCUGAGAGCUUGACCUUGAAGUGCAAAGCGACAAAAACAAACAAAAAAGCUGUCAAUCGCGUUAUCUAAAUGUCGCCCCUGUGAGAUUCAUUACAGUGACGGCGGAAGGUGGACAAAAGCCCGUUUUUAUAUAUAUCUAAUGUGCGCUUGUUUCGAGCAAGGUUCUCAAACCUUUCCGGUCUGUGGACCCCAAUACAGGGCGUCCCCCCCCCCGUCCCAACCCAACCCAAAGUCAUGACAUGAACGAUUCAAAUGAAAUCUGCUAAAAAUCAGCAUGGCACAACUUGAUUUGAUAUUCUUUGCUCACUUUUCUUCAUGCAUAAGACCACAUGUUCUCAGGUAGGUUUAGGUCAGUGCUGUGGCUUGUGCAAAAAAAAA